This is a messenger RNA of Oreochromis niloticus (Nile tilapia), 1895 nucleotides long. Its product is annotated as hepatitis A virus cellular receptor 1 homolog. The coding region runs from base 59 to 760 and encodes 233 amino acids. Lineage: Eukaryota; Metazoa; Chordata; Actinopteri; Cichliformes; Cichlidae. Gene Ontology annotation, biological process: apoptotic cell clearance; cytoskeletal rearrangement involved in phagocytosis, engulfment. The record is from RefSeq and is a predicted model, not a curated record. Gene Ontology annotation, molecular function: phosphatidylserine binding. The transcript has 6 exons.
GUCAUAAAUGUGACAGCAGAAGAAGAACGACACGGAGCAGCUCUGAGACUGAAGAGUGAUGAAGACUCUGAGGGUUUCAGCAGCCUACAGUGAAGUAACCAGACUCCCUGUGAUGCUGCUCCUCCUGUCAGUCUGUGAAUGUGACAGCGUGGAGGUCAAAGGUCACACGGGUCAGGACAUCACUCUGCCCUGUAAGUAUGACAGGAAAUACUAUGGCGCUCUGUCAGUGUGCUGGCAGCGAGGAGAAAUACCAACCAGAGGCUGCUCCAAUCAGCUGAUCUCCACAGAUGGGCUCACAGUGGAAACCAGAGCAUCCAGCAGGUAUCAGCUGCUGGGCCGACUGGAGGAUGGAGACGUCUCUCUGACCAUAAAGAGCCUGACAGAGGGAGACGCUGGACGAUACGGCUGCAGGGUGGAGAUACCCGGCUGGUUCAACGAUGACAAACAUCACAUCGAUGUGAGCGUCGUCACAGCUCCUCACAUCUUAACCACCAUCACCACCGUGGUGGGACAAACAGGAAGUGAUGUCACAGCCACAGACUCGAUGCCGACUCAGACUCAGACUGAGGUGAGGAUCACAGCUGUGCAGCAGGUAGACCACCUGGAAAACUUCAUCUGGAACUCAGUGAGGCUGACCUUCAUCAUCGUCAUCCCUGCUCUGCUGAUGACUGCAGCUCACAGGGUUUGGAGGCGGGAUCAGAGACUGCAGACUGACAGCAGGCUGAACCAAUCAGACGAGGAGGAGGGCAGUCCUCUGUAAAGAUCACCUUGAACAGCUGAAUGAAGGGAACAUCUGAUCAUAUCAUCAUUGUGCAGUUAGGUGCAUUUGCUCCCAGCAUCAGGGCAAAGACCCUUUGGGGUCUGAACAGUUGAACAAUCAGCCCACUGAGACCUGACGGCAGUCCCAUAAUGAUGUGCUGCAACAAUAGGAGGACAUCUCCACUUUACUGAUGAAUAACAUGAACCAGCUGUGCGGAUCAGCACAGACACUUUGAACACAUUCCUGUAAUAAUUACUCAAUUGACCUCGAGACAGACAGAUCCAGUCCCAGCAUGCUUUGCUUCAGACUAAUUAACUGCCAGGAAGCAGCAAGUCACCAGUGUGGGUCACAUCUGGAAGAACAGCAGCACCUUUCUAUGUACAGCACUGCAACCUUCAGGACUCCAGAAAUGCCCUUGGUGUGGAGGCUGGGCCCAGAUGCAGGCGGUGGUGAGUAUAAUAAAAGCUCAUGGCCUUAGACAUGGUCCCAGCCCGAGCAGAGGCCACAGCCUGCUGACGAAGAAUCUCAGUCCAUCCAUUCUCUUUUCCACUUCAGGUCGUGGAGCGGUUGGAGCCCAUCCCACUGUACCCCCUGGACAGGUACCAGGUUUAACUUCCCACAUUUGCUGCCCUCUGACACGACCGGUUGGGGUGAGGGGAGGAGACAGGACAAAGACACGCUGUGGAUAAAAUCUAAUGGUGUAUGAACACCUCGUGAGUGUCUACCUUACAAGCGCCUUGCUGUUGGGAUUUGGCGCCAUAUAAAUAAAACUAAACUGAAUUUAUUUGAAGUGCUUAAAGCUGCUUUAUUUCCCUUUGAAUUCAGAGUCUUUUUCAAGAUUGUGGUUCUGACUUUUAGAGCGCUUUAUGGAGCAGCACCAGCUCAUGAUUAUAUGAUUACCAUACGUCCCCAGCAGGUUCCUGAGGUCACAUGAUCAGGGCCUGAGGUCACAUGAUCAUCAUAUGAGGCUGUAAACUAAAGGACGCUGAGCUUUUGCUACAGUGGUCCUGAGAGUCUGAAGCUCUGUGGACUCUAAAAGCUCUUUUCUUUAGUUUUGUUUCAUUGAUGAUCACUUUGUGGUCCUCGUCUUAACAGAUGUGCUAUAAAUAAAACUGGACUUACUUACUCCAGAUGC